CUUCACUCUGAAAUUGUGUCAGCCUUCCCGCAUUCCACAUUCCCACAGUCCCACAGUCUCAAGCUUCCCCAUUUCCAGCCGCAACUAGACAUCACUAGAGUUUUACGGUAUUCCGGCUCCUAUUUUCAAAUCAAUUAUAGCCGUCUUAUCCCUCUCGUGUCUUCUGUCAGGCCCAAUGGCGCAAGGAGGGAGACCAAAGCCCGCACUGGAUGUCCUCCAGAGUAUGAUCAAUGCUGUCCUGAUAGAGACCGGCAAAGCCCUUCGACCUUCGAAUAAGGACAGCGGCAGGACCCCCACAACAGUAAAUACCAGGCUAAGGACAAUCAUCCCAAGUGCAGUUGAAAACUUUCAUACCGCCCUCGAUGACCUCGAGUGUGACAUUCUUCGAGCGAAGUCGGUGCUGUUGAGAGACUUAGACGAGUUGCGCGCAAAGCGAAUCGCAUUAGAGAACCCCGUACCAAUACUGGAAGAAGCUGUGGAGAAAAAAGCUGUGGAGACAAACACAUCGAACGAGGACAGCAAGACUGUGCUUGGGGACGAACUAUACACUUCUCCAUUGACUACCAUCAAAGAGGAGAAGGGGACGAGUAGCCCGGAAAAGCAAACGUCAAAUGAGCCGCCACAACCAUCAAGACCGGAGCCUUCAAAAGAGACCGCCACUCAGUCCCCGGAGGACACGAAAGUUCCUCCUCAGGGUCCUACCCCUCCAGCUUCUACAAAUGAUACAAGCCAAGAUACGAAACCAAUUGGAUUAGGCAUAAAUACCGAGGGAACUCCAGCUGCGGACGGAGGAGACGCACAGAAUUCUGCUAUUGAUUCCCUAUUCGAUAUGCCAGAUGAUAAUGAGAAUGGGGACUCUGCCCUAAAUUUUGACGAUAUGGACUUCUCUCUGGAUACAACAACGCAAAUUGAGGACACUUCACAGACCCAGAAUAACGACUUCGACUUGUCGAAUUUUGGAAAUUCGAAUCCUGGUCAGAGUGACACAAAUACAAAUGCGAAUGCAGAUCAGAGUCAGAACCAGAAUCAGAGCACAGGUGACCAGAACAAAUUGGGGGACGACCUGUUUGCGAUGGUGGGUGGAGGCGAUGGCAUGGAUUUAGAUUUGGAUAUGGGAAUGGCUGGAGCAGAAGAUAGUGUCUUUGACGAUAUGUUCUUUGGAGGAGGAGAUGAUGAGGGUAUGAGUGGGGGUGGUGAAUUGCAGCAUGGAGAGUUCGACAAUGCUUUCUUUGGAUUGGAGGAGAACUGAAUUAACACGAAGUAUCUGAAAUGUAGAGUAUCUUGUGGACAACUAAGCGUUUCGUGGAAUGUACGCUGAGUAUCUUUCCUAGCAAUGAUCUUACUAUUCCAAAAUCUAUAAACAAAUUGACGACACGUUUUGGGGUAGGAUAUACCUCAUCUACCCAG
Messenger RNA from Cadophora gregata, 1407 nucleotides. RefSeq lists its product as uncharacterized. The coding region runs from base 176 to 1249 and encodes 357 amino acids. The record is from RefSeq and is a predicted model, not a curated record. Lineage: Eukaryota; Fungi; Ascomycota; Leotiomycetes; Helotiales; Ploettnerulaceae. The transcript is spliced from 3 exons.